Molecule: messenger RNA, 1374 nt
Organism: Anopheles aquasalis
Lineage: Eukaryota; Metazoa; Arthropoda; Insecta; Diptera; Culicidae
Product: chorion transcription factor Cf2-like
Biological process (GO): epidermal cell differentiation; regulation of transcription by RNA polymerase II
Cellular component (GO): nucleus
Molecular function (GO): DNA-binding transcription factor activity, RNA polymerase II-specific; RNA polymerase II cis-regulatory region sequence-specific DNA binding; zinc ion binding
Source: RefSeq, a predicted model, not a curated record
UUCACGCAGCAUGAUGGAGCUGUUCCGAGUUUGCCGGGUUUGCAUGAAGCAAGAGGAAAUGUACUGGUCACUGUACAGCCACUGCAACGUAAUGCCGGAAGGAUAUAACGCAGCCUACCUGAUCACGGAGUGCGUCGGGGUGAGCGUGGAUCCGGCUGACGGGUUGCCCGAUAUUUUGUGCCAACGUUGUUUAAAGGCCCUGCUCUGUGCGCACAACAUCCGGCAAACAUGCCUCGCCUCCGAUCGGAAGAUGAGGAAGCACCUUCAAGCGCUUUCUACGGUGAAAGAGGAGCACCAGAAAACGGACAUCCUAGCGACGGCAGUUGCGCUCGUGGAACAAGACGAAAUCCUGGAAACGGUGACCGUAGACCACUUCACCAAUCAAGUAAUUAUAGAACAGCACGACGAGGAGCAACAGGAAGAGGAGCAGGAACACCAGGAAUAUCAGCAGGAAAUACAGGAAGAGGAGCAGGAACACCAGGAAUAUCAGCAGGAAAUACAUGAAGAGGAGCAGGAACACCAGGAAUUGCAGCAGGAACAACCGGAAGAGCAGCAGGAAAUACAAGAAGUGCAGCAGGAAAUACAAGAAGUGCACAUUCCGGAAGACUGUGGGGCAGAGCUGCAGGUGGACGAGGAGCAGUAUGUCAUGGCUGAAUCGAUUGAGGGAUUCGUGGAGGAAGGCGAGGAUACGAUUUCCUCGGAAAACAGCAAACUACUGAUGGAAGAAGUGGAGUUCCAAGAGAUGGAGUAUUGCGAAGGGCCACUAGAUUCCGACGACAUCGUCGGGAUGAAAGUGGAGAUUGUGGAUAACAGUACAACUUCUUCGAAAGCCGCCAACCAUAUAUCCAACACGAAGGACGUCAACAGUUCACAGAAGGAUACCUUCACUUGCGAUAUUUGCUUGAAGACUUUCUCAACGAAGGGAAACCUCAAAUCGCACAUGAUGCUGCACACAAAUCAGAAACCAUUCGCCUGCGAGAUUUGUGGGGUUGCGUUUGCGAAAAAGGGCAACUACAAGGUGCACUUGGCACGUCAUUCGGACGUGCGCUCGAUCAAGUGUCCCUCCUGUGAGAAGACAUUCGUGCAUGAGGUCAAUCUAAAGAACCACAUGCGAAAACACACCGGCGAACGGCCCUUUGAUUGCCGCUACUGUACGAAAAAGUUCGCCUAUCUGUCGGACCGGAAGCGCCACGAGGUGAGGCACACCGGGGUCUAUCCGUACCACUGUGUAAAUUGCGAGAAGAAGUUUAUCCGAAAGCAAAGCUACCUAGUUCACAUUAACAAAUGCUACGAUGGCACAAUUUCACUGGUUGAAUCGGUGGAGGAUCACAGCUCAGAGGAUAGCCAGCCUUCCGUCGGUCACUAGCGUAAUCC